GAGGAGGUAAAUUUAAACCUGCGCGUCGCUCCCAGACUGCAAAUGGAGCUGAGCCCCCAAAAGCUGUUUCAGAGAGUUGCAGGAAAAUUCAGCUGGGACAAACCUGGUGUUCUGGACCGAGCUGGAGAAGAGUUGAGAAAGAGCUUGAAAAGCAGGCGUCCCGCUGUGGCUACUCCCUCUGCUCUCGGGGGAGACCCUCUGCGCAAGCCGCUCCUCUCUGACAGCAACAGCGAAAGCUCUGACAAGGAGAAUCAGCAUGGAAAGGGAAAUACACAUUUAAAUCUGGACUCCAGUGAUGAUGAGUUUGAUCAAAUUCUGGCACGGAAGGCUACACCCAGACCUGCUUGCAAAUCAGUCUCAUCUGCUAGGGAAGCAAAAGAGCCUAUUCUUGUUUCCUCUUCAGACAAUGACGAUACUUUUGAAAACUUUCUGAGUCGUGUAAAAACACCCAAGGCUAAGCUCAGCCUGCAGUCUGGGAGUGGAAGUGAUGACGGCCUUAAACAUUUCAUAGUGGAUGACUCGUCCGAUGAUGACUUUGUUGUGGAGAAGAAGAAGCCGUCCAUUUCUAAAGGAAAACUGAAGACGCCCAAAACCCCUAAGUCUCUGCAAAGGCUGGAGAAGCAGCCUGUUUCUCAGUACAACUCCCCAGUCUUUCUCAGCGAGAGUGAUGACGACAGUGACAUAGUAAUCAAAAGCACCUGGAAGACGCGGCACAGCCGGCCUGCAAGCCAGUCCACAAGCAGACCGUCUUCUGAGGAGAGAGACAUUUCACAUAAAGAACCCAGGAGCACCUCGUACGUUCCUUCUCCUCUUGCUUCUGUCCCCACACCCGUGCCUUCCUCAGCCCCGCCCAUGCACACUGGGUGGCGGGACAACUCGGCCAGCUCUGAGGAUGAGUUUCAAUCCUUACUGGACCGCAUCAGGAAGACCCAGAAGUUAGGAAGCAGUAGCACUCAUGCUUCUCCUAAGCCUCCAACAGAGCCUAAAGCCGCAACAGCCUGUGUGACCCCAUCUGUGAGAGGUCCAAAAGAGAGUGAUCGGGCACCAGUGAAAGGAUCCCAGGUGGACAGGACUCCAGCACAGCUCCCUGUUAGCAGACCUGUGAGCCAGACUGAGGCCAGGGCAGGCCUCAGCAGCAGAGUGGCUGUGUGUAAAACUCCAGGCUGUUUCCUGCAGUCUCUGUCCGUCCCCGACUCAGCGUACUGCCGCAGCUUCAAGCAGAACAAAGAGGAGCUCACCAAGAAGCUCUACCAACUGUAUAACACCAGUGUGUUUGAGAGCAAGCUGCCCACUGACAUGUCAGUCACCUGGAAUACUAAAAUGAGGAAGACUGCAGGAUAUUGUGUCACAGGGCAGGAGCGCGUCACAGGCAAACGAUACGCCCGCAUUGAACUGUCAGUUAAAGUCUGCGACUCUGCAGAUCGGUUAAGGGAUACGCUCGUUCAUGAAAUGUGCCACGCGGCCACGUGGCUGAUAAACAACGUGCGGGAUGGCCACGGACCCUUCUGGAAGAUCUAUGCCCGUAAAGCCACACUGGCUCACCCUGAGCUGCCCAUGGUCACCCGCUGCCACAGCUAUGACAUCAACUACAAGUACCAGUAUCAGUGUAACCGCUGCAAGAACACGAUUGGCCGUCACUCUAAAUCACUGGACACCCAGAAGUAUGUGUGCGCCCUGUGCACUGGGCAGCUGGUUCUGCUCACUCCUUCUAAGUCACGGGGCCCCACGCCCUUCGCCACCUACGUGAAGGAGAACUACGGGACAGUUCGGCAGGAGUUGACCGGCCAGAGUCACGCCGAGGUGAUGCGCAAGCUCAGCGCCGACUUUGCUAGCAAGACACGCCUCAGCCAGAGCUGAUCUUGGAUCAACCUCACGUAUCUCCAGCUGUCCUACGAGUGAAAUCUAUCAAAUUUAUAAGCAAGAGUGCUGCUGUACAGUGUGAUUUUUGCUUCUCCUAUUCUGAAUGCAACUGCGCUAA
Colossoma macropomum (tambaqui) is the source of this 1978-nucleotide messenger RNA. RefSeq names its product germ cell nuclear acidic peptidase (gene gcna). NCBI's taxonomy places the organism in Eukaryota, Metazoa, Chordata, Actinopteri, Characiformes, Serrasalmidae. Bases 43 to 1857 code for a protein of 604 amino acids. The transcript has 13 exons. The record is from RefSeq and is a predicted model, not a curated record. Gene Ontology annotation, cellular component: nucleus.